Messenger RNA from Camellia sinensis, 2755 nucleotides. Lineage: Eukaryota; Viridiplantae; Streptophyta; Magnoliopsida; Ericales; Theaceae. The record is from RefSeq and is a predicted model, not a curated record.
GAAUUCUUCAAAACCCAUGUCUCAUGUUCAUGGUAUCGACUCUGAGUUGCUUCAGAGAUUGGUGAAUGAUGUUCUGGUUUGGAGUUCGCUUCAUGGGCUUCUUGUUGGAGACACAAACGUACAGGAAUAAAAUAUUCAACGAGCUCUACACAUUAAAUGUUCCGAAUCAUCAAAACAUAACCUGUGGUAAGCCCCAUGGGGCCGAGCAACACGGUCCAAUCUACUGUAGACCAGGGAGAAUCUGUUUCCUUAUAAAAUUUCCCCUCUAUUAUUUGAUUUGUUGCCAGUGGAUUUUCCGGGAGGGAAUUACAUCCCAAUGAGACAGAUAAAAAAACAUAGAAGGUGCAAGUCCACAGCUUUUGAGUCCCACCACACAAAGAUUUGCCCCUCAUGUUUUACAAAUUUUUUUUUUGGUCUUCUACCUUGGAUUGUUAUUUUCCUAUUUUCCGGGUACAGCAGAGGGUAGGAAGGAGAAAGAUUUCUCUUGGAAAAUGUGAAGGCAUUGCAAAGAAUUAUUUUUGGUACAUAGUACCAAAGUUUUUAAAGGUGAAUGCGUAUCUCGAGACAUUUUGUCCCUUAUGAAAUGAGCUGUAAGCCUCAAGGCGUGAAGACAUAAGCAUUUCAAAUUUUAAAUAUUAAUACUUAGUGAAUAAAUUAAAUAUUUUUAAAUAGUAAAAAAUUAAAACUAAAAUUAAAUAUAAAGGUGUAAAUACGUUUCUCCUUAAGGCAUCGAAUAUUUUACUACAUAAAAGGAAAUUUGCCUUUUUAGUGAAAGUGAAAUUGAUAUUUUUAACUUUAGUGAUUGAGCUUGUCAACCAUUUACUGUGUUUUUCUUGAUUUGAUCAUUUACUUAACUUUUCUUGUAGAAUAUAGUUGCAAAAAUGGAUUCUUUUUAUUUUUUGCUUUUUUAUGUUUAAGCAAGUUUAACAAAAGCCCAAUCCAACCUCUGCUGCAUAUGCAUACUCUCAUAUGCUUAUGUACAAAAAGCGUACAAAGCACAACUAAGGUACAUGUCUCAAACUGUGAUGCGCAAGCUUUUGGGGAGUAAUGUCUAAAAAUCAAAGUCUUGAUGCGUUUUACAGUAGGCGAGGCGAGCCUCAACAAAGCCUUUUACAACUUUGCACAGUACAAUGGGUUUCAAGAGAUCAGGAAAAGUGCCUGGGGUGGGCAUGGUUCAUGCCCCAUUUGCCUUAUUGCCCAUUUCAUUCCCAGAAAGUCAUUGGAGACAAGCAUGUGAGUUGGCUCCUAUUUUUAAUGAAAUUGCUGAUCGUGUGAGUUUGGAUGGAAAUUUUUUACAGCAUUCACUCUCCAGAAACAUAUUGGAAACGAUUCUUAAGAGUUUCACUUUAAAUUUCAGAACAAAGAAAGUGGAUGUUUUCACCUCCAGACUCUUAGAUAUUCAUUCAAAGAUGCUAGAAAUUGGCAAGAAAGAGGAUAUACGCUUGGGUUUACUUCGCUCUGAUUAUAUGCUCGAUGAAAAAACUAAAUUACUUCUCCAGAUAGAGCUUAACACAAUUUCAUCAUCAUUUCCUGGCCUCAGUUGUCUUGUCAGCGAGCUUCACAGGAGCUUACUGAAUCAAUACAAGGAACAACUUGGGUUAGAUUCAAGAAGGAUUCCUGGAAACUCUUCUGUGAGUCGAUUUGCAGAGGCAUUGGCUAAAGCUUGGACCGAAUAUAAUAAUCCAAGGGCUGUAGUUAUGUUUGUGGUUCAACCUGCAGAACGCAAUAUGUAUGACCAACAUUGGCUUUCUACUAUACUCAAGGAAAGACAUGAUGUUACAACUAUUCGGAAAACUUUGGCAGAAAUUGAUGAGCAAGCGGAGCUUCUACAAGAUGGAACCCUUCUUGUUGGCGGUCAAGCAAUUGCAGUCAUCUAUUUCAGAGCUGGGUAUGCACCAACUGAUUAUCCCUCAGAAUCAGAGUGGAAGGCUAGGCUAUUAAUGGAGCAGUCCUCCGCUGUCAAGUGCCCUUCAAUUUCUUAUCAUUUAGCAGGCACCAAGAAGAUACAACAAGAGCUUGCAAAACCCAAUGUUCUUGAGAGGUUUCUUGAGAACAAAGAUGACAUCGCCAAAGUACGAAAAUGCUUUGCAGGAUUGUGGAGUCUAGAUGACUCGAUUAUUGUCAAGGAUGCAAUUGAAAAACCUGAAUUUUAUGUUAUGAAACCACAACGGGAAGGCGGAGGGAAUAAUAUAUACGGUGAUGACGUAAGGAAAACUUUACUAAGAUUGCAAGAGGAAAGGACUGAAGAGGAUGCUGCCUACAUCCUCAUGCAAAGGAUUUUCCCAACUAUUGCGCCCACAUUUUUGAUGCGUGAUGGCAUUUGUCAUAAAGAUCACGCUGUCUCAGAACUCGGGAUAUAUGGUGCUUAUCUAAGAAACAAAGAUAAUGUGAUUAUGAAUGAGGAAUGUGGUUACCUAAUGCGGACAAAGGUUUCUUCAUCGAAUGAAGGAGGUGUUGCUGCUGGAUUUGCAGUUUUGGACAGUUUAUAUUUGGCUUGACAGGUGUGUUUCUUCAAGUAACCGUGCUGAGGUUCGGUAGUGAUUGAAUCCAGUUAACAAAGUUGCCUCAUUUGGAUGUCUUCUCUCUUAUUUGUUUCGGUUUUUCAUUUUCAUUUUCAUUUUCUUUGCCUCGAAGAAAAAAUAGCCAUAAUAUUGAGUGGUCUUUCUCAGGGAAUAUGUUUUGUAAUGAAUUCAACAAUCAGUGGUAUACUAAUUAGUGUACUAAUAUAUGUUAUAAUAUUACAAUUUCAAAAUUA